UGGGCUCCUCCUCCCCUUUACAGCAGCAGAGCUGGAGAUCCAGAGAAAAUCUAAGCUGCAGCAAAGUGAAACAAGGAAACAGAGAAACUGAGCCGAGCUGCUACUCUUCAGCUUCCACGGCUUUGUUCUGCUCUUCAUCCUCCGUGUGGUAGAAAUUAAAUCAUGGGGGCCAACGAUCUCAACAUGAACUCUGACCCGGCGGGGUCACGACCUCCCGCCCAGCGCUGGAGACCCUUCAACAGCAUCAAGUUUUUUGUGUUCUGCCACAGUUUGCUGCAGCUGGCGCAGCUGUUGGUGUCGGGCUACAUGAAGAGCUCCAUCUCCACCAUCGAGAGACGCUACGGCCUCUCCAGCCAGAAGUCGGGCCUCCUGGCCUCCUUCAAUGAGGUGGGAAACACGGUCCUCAUCGUCUUUGUGAGUUUUCUCGGUAGUCGUGUCCACCGUCCGCGGUUCAUCGGAGGCGGCGCUCUGCUGGCCUGUCUGGCCUCACUGCUGAUGGUGCUGCCACACUUCCUGGGCGGACUGUACGAGUACACCGACCGCAUCACUUCCACCAGUGAUAACAGCUCCGGCCUCUGCCAAUCAGAGAGCACUGUCACCACGUCGUCCUCCAAUCAGAGCUGCAGCAAGCAGGAGAGCCCCACCCAGCAUGGCGUCUACCCUCUGCUGCUGAUGGGUCAGCUGCUGCUGGGUAUCGGAGCCGUCCCCAUCCAGCCCUUCGGCAUCUCCUACAUCGACGACUACGCCAGCAAGAAGAACUCGCCGCUCUACCUCGGCAUCCUCCUCGCCGUGACCUCCAUCGGCCCGGCCCUCGGCUUCCUCACAGGCUCCUUCAUGCUGCGCUACUACGUCGACUUUGACAAGUUACCCAAAGACCAGAUCAAGUUGGAUCAGAUGGACCUGCGCUGGGUGGGAGCCUGGUGGCUCGGCUUCCUGGUGGCGUCCUGCUUGCUCUUCCUCACUGCGCUGCCUUACCUCUUCUUCCCCAGAAACAUGCCCAAAGAGGAUGGCACAGACAAUGUGGAGUCCAAACCUGACAGUAAGCAGCAGACAAACCCGCCGCAGGAAGUCUCCCUGCUUCAGUUCCUCAAAAGUUUUCCUCGUAUCGCUCUGCGGACGCUGCGGAGCCCCAUCUACCUGCUCGUGGUUCUGGCACAGGUCAACCUGGCGGCGCUGCUGGCUGGCCUCGCCACCUUUAUGGCCAAAUUCCUCGAGAAGCAGUUCAGCCAAAGUGUCCCCUUUUCCACCAUGAUGAUAGGAGGAGUUGUCAUCCCGUGUGCGGUGCUGGGCACCGUCCUGGGUGGAGCUCUGAUGCGGAGGUUGAAUCUUUCGGUCAGCGGCGCCAGCAGGUUGUGCACCUUUGCCAUCCUGCUCUGCACUUUGUCCGCCCUGCCGCUGCUGCUCAUUGGCUGCCCCACCCAGAAGGUUGACGGGGUCUUUCCUCCCAGCAUUGAUGGGCCGUGCAGCGUUGGCUGUCGGUGUCCACCGGAGGCCUUUAACCCGGUCUGCGGAUCAGACAGGGUGGAGUUCAGGUCUCCUUGCCACGCUGGAUGUAUCGGCAUGACAACAGACACCAACAACAAAGUCAUCAACUACACUCAGUGCCGUUGUGUUAAAGAUACUGGCUUCGCCUCUCCGGGGACCUGCGGCAGCAACUGCUCCCACUUCUUCCUCCCCUUCAUGGUCCUGUUGGGUGUCACCAGCUUCGUCGCCUCCUUCUCCCAGACCCCAUCAUACAUAAUGAUACUCAGGACGGUGUCAGCGGAGGACAAGUCUUUUGCGGUGGGAGUUCAGUACAUGUUGUUCAGAGUGCUCGCGUUCAUGCCCGGCCCCGUGUUGUACGGCAGCGUCAUCGACUCCACCUGCAUACUGUGGGGCAGGAAGUGCGGCAGGCAGACCUCCUGCCUCUACUACAACCUGGACCGCUUCAGACAGAGGUUUCUGGGUCUGCAGGUGGUCUUCAUUUGCGGGGGUCUGCUCUGCUUCCUGUUGACGGUCAUGGUCCUGCGCAAGAGGCCGGAACAUGAGGACCAAAGAGACGCGGGAAGCAAAGGAGGGUACGAGCUGGUGGACGGGCAGAAAACACAGGGAGAGAACGCUUCGUCUAAGGAAAAAGAACUGAAUGGCAUCAAGACCUGAAGACGCAAAACAAGAGGACGCAGGGAAAGAAAGAAAGAUGCGGGGGGAGGCCGAACAAAGGAGAGAAAAGAAGAGUUUCCUAAGAUGGUCGCAGACUGAAGCUGCAACGCUAACAAAACUGUGAGACAUCAGUGUGUGAUGAGUGUGAGCCGCUAUACUGAGGCUAAGAAACCUUUUGAUAUACUUUUUACACCCAAAUACUCUACAUGCUCAGUUAACAUUUCCGGGGGGGGGAGGGGGGGGAUUACUGGUGUGUUUGUAUAUAAGCUGAUCCAUAUAUUGUGACAUAUAAGCUGUUUUUAUAUGAAGCAGUGAGCCCAAUCAACCUCUUCCACUUAUUACUGUUGUAUCUGAUACUGAAGUGUAAUAAGCUGCAGCUCCUUUCAUGUGCACUAGAUGCUGCUCGAAUUAGUCUGACUGUAUUUGACAUGAAUGAGAAAUUUUCUCUACUAAUACAGUGAGGACACUGUGAUCUUUGGAGGCCAUUUCAGUGAUACAAAUGAUUUUUAGCAACACUAGCAGCAUAGCUGUAUGGACGGAUGUCAGUUGUUCCACCACUUUGGUCCAGACUAUUAGAUGGAUUGACAUGAAAUUUUGAUAUUCAUGCUCCCCAGAGGACGAAUUGUAAACAUUUCAGAAACAUUUCAUCUAGCGCCACCAUCAACAUUUUCGUUUGUGACCAAAUACAUGCAAAACUAACCGCGUUAUUCCCAUCAGCCUCAGCUGCACUUUGUGUUUUUUGCUAAUUAACAAAUGUUAGCAUGCUGACACACUAAGCUAAAAUGAUAAACAUUAUACCUGCUUAACAUCAGCAUGUUAGCAUACAUUAGCACUAGCAUUUAGCUUACAACAGCCUCAAAGAGCUUCUAUUGUGACUGGAGACUCUUUAAGGAUAAGGCUGGCUAACUAACAAGUAUUGUGUGUGUGUAUCCAAAGCCUGAUAUAUCUUAUUCCUCUGUGCCGU
Molecule: messenger RNA, 3103 nt
Organism: Thunnus maccoyii (southern bluefin tuna)
Lineage: Eukaryota; Metazoa; Chordata; Actinopteri; Scombriformes; Scombridae
Gene: slco2b1
Product: solute carrier organic anion transporter family, member 2B1
Exons: 15
Coding region: 163-2139 (658 amino acids)
Biological process (GO): bile acid and bile salt transport; sodium-independent organic anion transport; transmembrane transport
Cellular component (GO): membrane
Molecular function (GO): protein binding; bile acid transmembrane transporter activity
Source: RefSeq, a predicted model, not a curated record